CGUGCUCUAAACACUUCAACCUUCGAGCCUUAACAUUUCGAGCCAAAUAUGACGAAAGCUUAGUGAAUUUCCCACCCAUUGGUUCAAUCCGUUGGUCUUGGCAAGGUCUGAUCUAUUUGGAAAAAAGAAAGGGAAAAAAAGAUAAUCUAAUAAACACGAAGAAUAACCAGACCUUUGCCAUCACCUAACGUAUUUGAGCCUCGGGUUGCUUUCGUCUCGAGUGAUAUCCUUGGCUCGUCCUAUCAAAGUGUUGAAGUCCUUGUUUUUCCCUACAGGUUUUUCUAUCAAUAAUACUUUGUUUGUUUGUUAUAACAACCGUCGUGUGAUUGACCGUGAUUAUUCGACCGGAAAGAAAAAAAAGAAAAUGGAGGCGAAGAGGCUGUCGAUCUGGGUCGUGGCUGUGUGCUUGGCGGUUCUCGUGCCGGGCCUUUGGGCACACUCGGCAAACUUUGAGCUGGAUGACUACUGGCAUCAGAAGUCUAAGGAAGCCGAGUACCAUGCCCUUGCGGCAUACCAUCCCGAGCCCGAGGCAGUUACCGAUGACUUCAACUACCAUGUUCACAUGGCUCUCGAGGGGACCAACACUACAAGAAGAGCGUUGGGUAAGUAUGUUGGCAAAUGUAUGGUGACAAACCCGAUCGACAAAUGCUGGAGAUGCAAGAAGAACUGGGCUCAGAGGCGCAAGAGGUUGGCGAAAUGUGCUCGCGGGUUCGGCCGGAACACCACCGGAGGAGCGAGUGGGAGGUACUACGUCGUGUAUGACCCAUCGGAUAAUGAUAUGCUGAACCCGAAGCCUGGGACUCUUCGCCAUGCAGUGAUCCAGAAGGAGCCACUGUGGAUCAUAUUCGCCGGAAGCAUGAUUAUCAGGCUGAAGCAGGAGCUUAUGAUAACCAACGACAAGACGAUAGAUGGACGUGGAGCCAAUGUCCGCAUCGCUUAUGGGGCUGGCAUCACCAUACAGUUCGCAAGGAACGUGAUCAUACAUGGACUGGGCAUCCACAACAUUCAUCCGGCCGAUGGAGGCCUUAUAAGGGAUUCCGUCGACCACUUUGGGAUCAGGACAAGGAGUGAUGGGGACGGCAUCACUGUCUUCGGUUCCUCAUUAGUCUGGCUCGAUCAUCUCUCCAUGAGGGAAUGCGCAGAUGGCCUGAUCGAUGUGGUUGCCGGGUCCACCGCCGUCACCAUUUCCAACGGCCACUUCACCAAACAUAACGAUGUGAUGCUCUUUGGUGCGACCGACCUCAACGACGGGGACAAGAUAAUGCAAGUAACAGUUGCAUUCAACCACUUCGGAAAAGGACUGAUCCAGCGGAUGCCGAGAUGCCGAUGGGGUUUCUUCCACGUCGUGAACAACGACUACACUCACUGGCUCAUGUAUGCCAUAGGUGGUAGCUCAAAGCCGACGAUCAUCAGCCAGGGCAACCGCUUCAUCGCUCCACCCAACAUGGCCGCAAAGGAGGUGACGAAGAGGGACUAUGCCUCACCGGCAGAAUGGAAGCAAUGGACAUGGAAGUCAGAGGGAGACCUGAUGAUGAACGGAGCAUUCUUCGUCGAGUCGGGACCGCAGCUCCAAAUGAAGCCAAAGAGGAAGUUCAUGAUCAAGCCUAAGCCGGCUUUUGCUGUGACGUGGAUGACUCGGUUUGCCGGCACUCUCAAUUGCAAGUCGAGGAGGAAAUGCUAAAUAUAAAUAAAUUCCUCCAACAAAAGGAAAAAAAAAUAAUCAUGAAAUUGUGGGUGGAAAAAAAAAAGAGCAAAAGGGAUUGGUACGUACCGAUGAUCAUUUAUGUAUGAAUAAAAUGAGAUGGGGGGAUAGGCUUGAAAAGCGCAACAUUCCAGUGUAUUGACUGAAGGUUCUUAUACAAUGUAAUUGGUUUGUUGUUAAAAAAUUUUUGGGUGAAUUUUGUUGU
Messenger RNA from Punica granatum (pomegranate), 1907 nucleotides. Lineage: Eukaryota; Viridiplantae; Streptophyta; Magnoliopsida; Myrtales; Lythraceae. The record is from RefSeq and is a predicted model, not a curated record.